AUGGCCACCCGGAAGUUUGCAGCCGCCCUUGUGUUCACUUUUUUGGGGGCUUCUUGGGGCUGUUCUGACGGUGACUCAUGCCGCUAUUGCCAUCUGCCUCACGCGCGGACCAGCCCAAAGCCAGACAAGCAGCGGCGCCUUUUGUUGGAAGCCAUGACAGAUCAGGAGCGCCUCACACUCUGCCUGCCGGAGAUCAAGAGAAAGGCUGCUCCUUUGAACCUGCCGGAAACCGCACUUGUGGUGCACCUGCUGGAGGUGGAGCUUGCCAGCUUGCCCCCACCCGCGAACUUGCGGAAGAACGGCAUGCUGAAGCAGGUGAUCUCUCGGAUGUCCUUCGGGCACUUGGUGGCCAUGAGCAUGUUCCAGUUGCCUUCGCAUGUCCGAGCGGCCCUCCUGGCUCUGAGGCUCCGCAUGCCUCCGUCCAUCAUGCUCUGA
Messenger RNA from Symbiodinium natans, 435 nucleotides. Lineage: Eukaryota; Dinophyceae; Suessiales; Symbiodiniaceae. The record is from the annotation of a GenBank genome assembly.